UUCCCCUUCUUUCUUUAUACUAUUUUUUUUUAUACACGAUGUUCGCUAGAUCGUUUGUCAUUUUAUUGUAAAUUUGUCUUUUUCUCUACUUACAUUUUCUGCUCAACAUGCAAGCUGAAGCUAGCUCAGACAUAUCAGUUUCAAUAAGUGAGUCAGACUCGUCUUACUUCCUAACACAACUAGAGAGCGCAUCAAAACGUAAACGUAGGACUAAAAGACGUGUACGUUCAGCAAGAUCGAGUGAAUCAGACUCUUCGAACAAAACAAUGCAUUCACUGUCACCCUCCACCUCUGAUUGGGAUGUUGAUUUUUUGAAAUCGUUGGGCAUAUCUUAUAAUGAAGUCUACCAUCCAUCACCUAUGGACAUAUUGAACAUGAUUUAUGAAGACAUUGAUAUUUUUGGACCAUUGACCGACGAUCAAAAGUUUGAUAUGGAAAGAUUGCAGGAACAUAUAACAUUUAAUUCUUCUAUAGCUGAAGUUAUGGAAGAUGAAGCAGAUAUUGUUCAAAAUGCUGAUGGAGACAUAUUUUUUCCAGAUCUGGAGAAUGAUAUUGAAAAUUUAAGCAGUACUUCCGUACAAAGAGCUGAGGACUUCCUUGUUAAAGUACAGCUGAUGAUAUCUUGCCAGGUUGCAUUUCUCAAUGGUUUGGCAGAAAAUGAAGUUCCUGUAGAUAUGUUUGUGAAUAUUUUGGAAGCAUUUUCAAACAUGUGUCAUAUUUUGCCUGUACCAGGAUCAGCUUUUAAAAGUAAAAAGAUAAUUCGAAAUGUACCAGUGACUUCAUCACCACAUGUGGUUCUUAUUCCAUGGAAGAAUAGACUUAUUCCAUUUGCAGAAGAAGCAGCAUGUUUAGUGUCAGUUGCACAGGUGCAAAAGGAGAAGCAGAUAAAGUUAAGUCAAGAGAAAUGGACAAAUACAGCACCAACAAAAGAUGUACAACAUUCAAAUGACAGUCAAUCUGAAGUUAGUCAUGAAUCAACUAUAUUUGAAAAAGUUCAUGGAAAUAUCCUGGGACGACAUGGUGGUGAACUGCUAAUUAAUGAACACAGUUAUGGCAGUAUUUUAAGCAAAGGGAGAAUAUUGAAGUACCUACCAGGGAUUAUAUGCAUUGGAACAGAGGUUAUAUUUACACUGUUGAAAAUAACUAGCAGCCAUUUAAGUGAAUUAAAGACAAAGUCCAAAACUUUCAGACAACAAACAGAAGCUACAAUAUAUUAUUCAGAACCCAAAGAUUUCUUACGGAAAGUGGACAGAGACAUACUGAUAAAAGCAUUUAUACGCUUAAAUAAUAUUUGUCAAAUCAACAAAUAAGUGGUCUAAGAAGAUGACAUAUGAUUUUUAAAGGUCUAGAUAUUUUAAGUGACCUGUUUAUGAGGAUGUCUAUUAUAUUCUUUAUUUCUGGCUUUAGAUUAUAUACACAUACUUUGUUGUAAGUGAUUCCAGGAUUGACUUUUUAGUUUAUGACAGUGUAGAAAGAAACUACACAUAGUGCAAUGUUCAUACUGUUUUUACACCAUACUUGUUUAUUCUGUAACAGAAUAACCUGUAUAAAAUACAAAAGAAACUUGA
Messenger RNA from Mytilus trossulus (common blue mussel), 1568 nucleotides. RefSeq lists its product as uncharacterized. NCBI's taxonomy places the organism in Eukaryota, Metazoa, Mollusca, Bivalvia, Mytilida, Mytilidae. Bases 108 to 1310 code for a protein of 400 amino acids. The record is from RefSeq and is a predicted model, not a curated record. The transcript has 5 exons.